Molecule: messenger RNA, 10955 nt
Organism: Coregonus sp. 'balchen'
Lineage: Eukaryota; Metazoa; Chordata; Actinopteri; Salmoniformes; Salmonidae
Source: the annotation of a GenBank genome assembly
AUGGGGAUACGGCACCUUUUUCUGCUCCUCAUAUACCUGGAUCCCCUGAGCGUUCUCUGCGCCGGGACGGGAAGCAAGAAGAUGAAACCGGUGACCAAGCGGACUCCCAAGGCGAAAGACGCCAACAUCACCGCGGCGGUCCCCACCGCUGCGCCGCUGAAGAACACGACCAAGGACUACGAUACCUGCACGGGUUACUACGACGUGAGCGGACAAUUUGACAAAGAGUUUGCGUGUAACAACACGGUUCACCGCUACUGCUGCGGGUCCUGCUUCCUGCGGUUCUGCUGCCAGGAAAAAGAAAAAAGAGUAGACCAGUCAAGCUGUAAAAACUACAACAAGCCGGACUGGGUGAAAACGCCCCCCCCGUCGCCAGCCUCUACGGGACAGCCUUUUGACCCCAGUAUGGACCAGACGAACACUGCGGUGUACAUCACUUGUGGGAUCAUAGCUUUUAUUUUAGUGGUGGGAGUUUCGGCUAAAGUUGCCUAUGACAAAGCCACAGAGCCCCCUCAGGAAAUGAAUAUCCAUAGGUAAGUCAGAAUGAAUGAAUUAAUAAAUUAUUGAAUAAAUUAAUGAAUUAAUGAACGAACGAAUAUCCAUGUCUGCUUGGGUGCAAAGCCCCCUUUUAACCAGGUUGAGCCAUGUCCUGCUUUACAGUAUUGACACUGCUUAUACAAAUGAUUCUAUCACCCACUAGUUCAAAUGGUACAUGCAUUUUGUUUUUAUUAUAUUUCAUUGGAUUAUACGGAAUUGAGAGUAAACGCCAGAAUGACAUUAAAUCUGGGACACUAGGCUAGUGUACACACUAAAAAAUGAUGGUUCUAAAUAGUACCAGAUAUGGGUUAUUUGCCUUGUAACCAUAGCAGAACCCCUUUUGGUGCUAUGUAGAACCUUUUUUAAAGGUUCUAUAAAGAACCAUGCUCAUAAGGUUCUAAAUGGAACCUGUAUGGUGCUAUAAAGAACCAUUCAAAAAGGGUUCCGCAAUGGUUACAACCCUUUUUGGGGCUAUAUAGAGCACUUUCUUAUGGUUCUUUAUAGAACCUUUAUGGAGAAUGGUUCUCAAUCUGAAAGGUUCUUUGUAGAUCCUUUUGAAGAACCAUACAGGUUUUUCUUAUUCUGGCCAGCCAUAUUAUAUUGUUAAACUUCAGUAGGCGUUACUGUGUUAAUUGACAAGUGGAAUCAAGUGAGUUACCUCUGAAAAAGCUGGGGGUUUCUGAGAAGAGAAAUGACAACCACUGACUGAUUUAAUCAACAACUCUCUAUUGACACAAUAUAAUAUAAUAUAACAUAACACAACACAUUAGACAAACUGGAAUGACACUCUCACUCACGGUUGCACAAAAAGAGCUAUGUGCAAACCACACCCCAAAAUAUUUGAAUGAGCCACCUCCCCAAAAUUUUAAUUAUCACUAAAAGAGCAAAUAACCCUUUUGUGAACUGUAAAGAACCAUUGAAGGGCUCAAAGGGUUAUUUGAGUCAUUAUGGUUCCACAUAGAAGCAUUACCCUUCCCAAAUAACCUUUGAGGAACACUUAUUUUUUAGUGUGUACACAUGAAAGCCCAAAAUAAUUGCAGAGGUGUUCAAAGGGAAAUAUUUACAUGAUUUGGUUAGGCUGGCAUACCAAGUGUGUGGUGAAGGACUGAUCCUACUGAUGUAUAUAUGUAUAUAUAUAUAUAUAUAUAUAUAUAUAUAUAUAUUUUUUUAUUUUUAUUUUUUAUUUUAAUUUUUUAUGUUUCACUGCAUGUGUUGAAUCUGGUUUAUGCAUCAUAACAUCAAGCUGAUGUAAAAAUAUAGAGAGCGCUGACAAAUCCCUUAAAAUUUAAAUGGAUAAAUCCAGACGCACAACAAUGUCUAUGCACAUUUCCCUCGUAAAAUACUCAUAAAAUGUCAAGGCCUUUGCUAAGUCAAGACAACCAGCUUGUCAUAGAUCAUAAAAUAGAAAAUAUAACCUAUUCCAGCCCCCCCCCCCCCCCAUCUAACUCUAGUUCCAUAUCACCUAUCAUACCAACACCAACACGUUCUCUGUGGUGGUGGUGUGGGCAUUCUCAGACUGCAGUGGUGAACUGACAUGGGUUAAACAGGGUUAUGUUGGAGUCUUCCACAAAGUAGCUGUCUGUAGUUAUGUGUUUUCUCAGCUGUUUUCCCGGCUCCCUCUGGGGCUUUGCCACAUUACAUUUACCACAGACUAGUGGACAACACAUGAUGCUGGAGAGCACACAUCAAUGAGGAACUGCUGAUACACAUUGUAGUCUCCCUCUAUGAAACAUGGUCCUUCUAUACAUGCAUGACGCAACACUGGAGUGAUCUAGAGACAUUCAAUACUGUGUCACGCACAGGCGGCAGGUGGCACCUUAAUUGGGGAGGACGGGCUCAUAGUAAUGGCUGGAGCGGAAUUAAUGGAAUGGUAUCGAACAAAUCAAACACAAUGGUUUCCAUGUGUUUGAUACCAUUCAAUUCACUCCCUUAUUAUGAGCCGUUCUCCCCUCAGCAGCCUCCUGUGGUAUCACAUUAAGGAUCGUUAUAGUUGUCUGACAUGUCUGCACCACAGCGAAUCCAAUGAUAAAGUACAUAACAGCAAAUCACGGAUCUGAAAUAAAUGAAAACAGGAACAAUAUUUAUAGAACAGAAAAGGUUAUGCUGUAGAUAUAUUUGUCAUGCACAAGGCCUUGAGCAAUCGCAGCAACGCAAACAUAAUUUCAUUUCCUCCUCUUCAAAAGCUCUGCCAGAAAAAACAAAACAUUUUGGUUAUUUUCUGUCAUGAUGGUGUUGAGUUGUUCCAUUCCCUCUCUCCCUUCUCCUUCUCACCCUCGAGGGUGCCAUACCUCCGUACACACCUGGUGUCGGCCUGAAAAACACUCAAAUUCAACCCAAUUAUAACUGCUUCUCAUAAACUCAACUAUGCUUCUGUUUCUGUUGUUAGUAUAUUUGCUAUCGUCACUGUUUUAUUAAUAGAGUGGAUGUCCAUGCCCCCCGCUGACAUUUAAUUAGCAUAAUACACAACUCCAUAGAAUCUGUCCGUUUAAACUAAACAUAUCUAGCUUGGAUUGCGUCUCAAUCCACCGCAUCUGCCGAUGCCGGUCUUCCGCAUCUGCAGUGAAAGGUGGCAGAUCUACGGUGGUAUUUGUCAGACCAGGAGACAUCCCCAAAAUGUAGUGCCGAAAAGGGGUUAAAUAUGGUGAAAAAAUCUAAACAUAAUUUCCUGAUCUAUCUUAUAUCUCUCAGACACUUCAAAACGUACGUUUAUAUAUAUUUUUUUGACUUUCUGUUUUUCCAUGUAGUGAAUCUGUUAUUCAAUGUGUUUCUAUGGGCUAAUAGCAGUAAGGCCACAUUCAAUAUUCCAUCAAUAAAAAAAAUUCAAUUUUUUUGUACUUACAUUUUUAUACAAAUCAAAUAGCUAAAUGACCCUUGGUAUGACCAUCUUAAAACAAUUCCAUAUGUUAGCUUAGUAGAAACCCAGCCCCGGGCCCUUAUACCUUAAGGGGUUUAAUAACGGUUCUCUAUAAACAUUCAGUGCCAAAAAAGAAUGUACGCUCACUCACCUAGGAGUGUAGUGUAGAUGCUUGGAGAAGUGAGCUAAAUAGACGUAACAGUGACUUUUGGUGCACAAACUUAAUAAAAACCAAACAUGUUUUAUCUCUCUGUGUCCCCAGGGCCCUUGCAGACAUCCUGAGGCAACAGGGGCCCAUUCCCAUAUCUCAAUAUGACUGCGAGAACUUUUCAGCCAUGAACGGCUCUCCCAAAGACAACACUCCUCAACGAACCUCCUCCAAGAACCACUACACCCCUGUCCACCAGUCUAAGUCCAACCACGGUAUGUGACCUUUAUAGUAUCUAACCUUUAUAGUAUGGUACAUGUAUUCUACUGUUUUCUUCAAAGACAAAUUUGUGAAGUGGCACAAAUGGGCAAAUUGGUGAAGUAUUAUGAGCAUACUGGAGUGAAGUGUGUGAAUGUGUUGGUGCAUAAUCAUUAUGCUUCCAGUAGUGGUGCGUGGGUAUAAUCACUGGGGAAGCCAAGCCAGGAAAAAAUGGCCAUAUUACAUCCUCUGUGUUGUGAUAACUGCGUUGUUUGCUCUAUAACCUGUUAGUUCAUAUGCCUUGCCACCGUGAUAUAAAGACCUAAAGGCAGAGACAAUAAGAAGACACAGUGGCAGAAUAAAUUCAACCACACCUUUUUUUUUUUUCAUCACAAAACCGGAGAGCAACAUCUGUCCGGUGAAAUCCACAAAGCAUACUGCAUGUAACAAACAGAUACUUGACCUACAGCAUGGUCAAGCAAGGUAAUGUUUCUGACAUUUUCGGGCUACUAAACAACCAUUGAUUUAGAACCAUUGCACAGGAGCUGCCUCCACUAUUCCAGCACCAUGUCAACUUUAACGUUUCAACGUCAUCAAAUCACCUCUGCUUAUGCUCUAAUACAGUGACAAAUAAAAUAUUUAAAAAAUAAACAAUUUAGUCCAAUCAACGUAAGAUAAAUAUGAUGUCAAUGGUACAGAUUUCUGUGUGUGUGUGUGCUUGCAAGAAAAAACAACAUGUUGACUCCAAUGCCAUCCUCCUCUCUUUCAUGUUGCUGAAAUGGUCUAUGUCUGUCAUACAGUACACACAUUUCGUUCUUGUUGUCCUAGGCUACCUGGCUAAAAUGCUUCCUUGCUAGCCUAACUUAUUUUCAUGGGCAACGAUUAGCCAGCUAGUUAACAUUAGCCUACUACAUCUAGCUACAUAUUGAAUUUCCAUCCUCUCAGGCCAGGGGCACAAUGUAUGAAUUUAUGGUUGGAUCAGAAUCGCAGUUAUAAUCAUUGGCCAGUAUGGAGAAUUAAGUAAAACCACAGGUCCAAAUCCUUAUCUAUUUAGGAAAGAGAUCAUUUUAACUAGCUAGCUAGCCACCGGAGGACAACUGUCACGAAUUCCGCCGAGACUGCUCCUCCUCCUUGUUCGGGCAGGCUUCGGCGUUCGUCGUCCCCGGGGUACUAGCUGCUACCGUUUGAUGUUCUCUAUGUUUGUUUGGUUUUGUCUGUUUGGUGCACCUGUGUCUUAUCACUUAUUGAUUAUGUCACCUAUAAGUUUCCUUUGGUUUUGUUUGUAGUUGUGUGUUGUUGUCCGCCUGUCCGUUGGGGUUUUGGAUUUUGCGCUGGUGUAUUUAAGUGUAUUGACGCACUGUUUGCGCAUCGCUUAUAUUUCGUGUUUUACGCACUGUUUGCGUAUCGCUCGCCUCCGUUGCUUGAGGCCCGUUCUUUUUGUAUUGUCAUAUUUCUGACUAGUAAAGUCUGUUGGACUAAGCUUCUGUGUCCUGCGCCUGACUCCAACACCACAUCCACUUCAAACACUGACAACAACAGCACAACGAGAUGCAACAAUUCCAUUUUUUUCUGUCAAUUAUGUUUGGCUUUUGAAGUGAUGUGAUUGGUGUGAAGCCAAAUCCAAACUGGCUUCCCUUGACACUUUUUUUUGGUGCACCAUGAUCAUUUACAGUUGAUCUCGCUCAGUUUAGCUCAACGCUGAUUGGCUCUUAUUUUAUAAUUUUUGUUCAUCAAUGCUCGCUGGCUUCCCUUGUAUUCAAUGCUACGGGCGGCAACAAUGUCAUACUCUUUUGGACCAGACAGCAUCAGAUAGAUGGCCUACACAUACAGAGACAGAGGGGUGCUGUUUCGCUCGCUCGGAUGCUUUGUCAGAUGAGAUACAUUCUGCCUCUUCCGAAUUAAAGGAAAAUUAUGAAACACAGAGAGAUUAAAGAUAUUAUUUUAUAUGUUUUUUUCUUUUUUGGGGGUCCAUUUUUGUGGGGAAGCCAGACUUUCCUUGGAAUCCAUGAGUACACGUCACUGUGUGUGUGUGUGUGCGUAUAUGAGUAUCCCAUUGUGUGUUUAUUCAGUUUCUGUGUUGAUGAGGGCACACGUUGUGUGUCCACGGCAUGCUGCGCUCCCUGUCAGUGGUGUAAUCUCCUAUGUUAACAUCCCGUAAUCAUCCAAUUUGUGCAAGAGAGAGAAAGAGAGGGAGAGAGACAGUAGAGAGAAAGAGAGGGGGAGAGAGAGAGAGAGAGAGAGGGAGAGAGCAUAGAGAGAGAGUAGAGAGAGAGAGAGAGAGGAGAGAAGUAGAAGAUGAGAAGAAGAGAGAGAGAUACAUGAAAAGAAAGCGAAGAGAGAGUAAGAGACAGUAGAGAGAGAGAGGGAGAGAGACAGUAGAGAGAGAGAGAGGAGAACAGUAGAGCGAGAGAGGGACAGUAGAGAGAGAGAGGAGAGAGAAUAUAGAGAGAGGAGAGAGACCAAAGAGAGAGAGAGGAGAGAGAGAGUGAGAGAGAUAGAGAAACAGUAAGAGAGAGAUGGGCUUGUUAGCGUGGAUAACUGUGGCUAGCGAGGGAACAGGGCCGGGCCAUCUCUGACAGGAUGGAAACGACAGACCCUGGCACACAGAGACCGCAGUGAGACCGUGACUGCUCGGCACGCGGGGUAACGGGAUUCGACCACACGGCUGGGAAGUGGGAACAGAACACCACUGACAGGGGGUAUAAUCUGGGGAAUGGGCUCUCUGAAGCGAUACAGUUAACGUAACGAGACAGCUUUGUGGUUGUAGGAUUGUGAGGCAGGUCUGAGUCGAGAGAGAGGGAGAGGGAGAGGGAGAGGGAGAGUGAGAGAGAGAGAGAGGGAGAGCGAGACAAAGACAGAGAAAGGUGUUUGAGAGAUACACAGUGAGACAGAAAGCGUGAUUGAGAGAGGAAGAGACUGUGGCCGUAUCCGAAUACCCAUAUUUGCAUUCUAAAUAGUAGGCUGAUUGGGUACACGAAAAUAUUAUGUUUUCAUGUAUGUGACAUUCGAGUUAAACACCAGGAUGUCGUACUCAUUUCUGCUUUUCAUCUAGUACAAAUUCGCUGCUAUUAAGGAAGAUAAUCAGCUUUUCACGUGUGUUUGACAACAGCUGAUAAUCAGAUCGGGGGAGCAAAAUGAACGACUGGAGGGAAACAAUGCAGUUCAGCAUUAGAAGACGCGGUAUGCCUAGUAUGUGUAUCUGUUGCUUACUGCAUACAUUUUAACUAAACAGUUCUACAUAGUAUAUAGUACACAGUAUAGUUUUAGUAUGUAGACACGGCCAGAGACCGAGGUGUGCUCAGGUUUCAGAGGAAGUUAUGUUUAUUGUAGCUUGGAGAAUAGCUGUUUUCACUCUGUCCGGUAUCCACCUCAACACAUCAAGAGAAAGGGAAGACAGACAGACGGACCUAAAAACCCACUCAGCGGGACAGACAGACAGACCUAAAAACCCACUUAGUGGGACAGACAGACAGACCUAAAAACCCACUUCGUGGGACAGACAGACAGACCUAAAAACCCAAUCAGCGGGACAGACAGACAGACCUAAAAACCCACUCAGCGGGACAGACAGACAGACAGACCUAAAAACCCACUUAGUGGGACAGACAGACAUACCUAAAAACCCACACAGCGGGACAGACAGACAGACCUAAAAACCCACUUAGUGGGACAGACAGACAGACCUAAAAACCCACUUAGUGGGACAGACAGACAGACCUAAAAACCCACUCAGCGGGACAGACAGACAGACCUAAAAACCCACUCAGCGGGACAGACAGACAUACCUAAAAACCCACACAGCGGGACAGACAGACAGACCUAAAAACCCACUCAGCGGGACAGACAGACAUACCUAAAAACCCACUCAGCGGGACAGACAGACAGACAGACAGACAGACAGACAGAGGUGCAGGCUUGUCAGGUUUUGAGGCUCAUUUGGGUUGCAGAGCGUGGUGGGCUAUGUCGACCCCAGUCUGCUCCCAGUCAGAGGUCCCGUUUGCCCCCCUGAUUCACCGUAUCAAUCUAGUCAUAAUGCUGGGGCCCAACGAGCCAUGCAGGGGCAAGGGGGAACGCACUGUCGCACGCACCUACCUAGGGCUGUGGUGGUCAUAGCAUUUUUGUCAGCCGGUGAUUGUCAAGCAAAUAACUGCCGGUCUCACGGUAAUUGCCGUUAAUUAACAUAAACACAUUUAGCGUCUCCUGUCUUCCACGCAUCGCUUACAAGCCACUGAUGCAGACCUUUGGAACAUCUACAUUUGAAAAAGUCUAAUAAAUCCAGUUAAUAUAGCAUACACCAUCACAAUAAAUCCAUUAUUUAUUUUAGACAGGCCUAAAGAAACAUGAUAUCAAGAAAAUGUAUAGCACACUCUUGAGUUGUCCUUAUAUGAGGUCCUGAUCUGGCUAUGCUAUAUGGCUGUGGGCUACACUGGUUCAUUUAGCAUACAAGAUUUGCUUAGAAUUCCGUGGCAUUAUUUUAUAUGAUUUUAUAGUAUGCAGAAUACAACUGAACGUAGCUGAAUAAAAUAGAAAGGAUAUUUUCUCCAAACAGGGAGUGUGCACAUGAGGCUAUUCUGUGUUGAGCGGUUAACAAAGAAACAGGUCCUCCUAUAUGCUUCAUUUAGAGUUAUUAAUGCAACUUUAGUUGUGAAACAAACGUUGGGCUGUAUGUUUAGAUUUUUAAUACAUUCUAAGGCUGCGUGAUGCAACUCUAAUGAUGAUUUGAAAAAAGUCACAUGAAAGGCAUGAGCUCUGCUUUGUUUCUUGCGCAGGCUGCACACACUUCAUCAGUCUCUCAUUCACAAUUUGACGAGCGCUUGAUAAUGCCUCGAAUUUCCCGGCAGCAUCCCCCUUGUGUGGCCGUAAUGCCCCCUAAAAUAAUCCAUGCCUUUUGCGGCCAGUGGCUGUUGUGCUCUUGGGCUGAAUAUAAUCAUUACAAUUCCCUUCUCCUGGGCACCUCUCACUCACAUGGCUCUCUCAGAUAUCUCAAUUCUUAUUAUCCAAUGAACGUCACGUGAUCGGGUCCUUCUCACAGGCAUCUCAGCUCCGAAGUAGGCUACAAGUGAAGACAGACACAUCGGGGACUCAAAUGCCUUCUUAUCGAAUUCCGAGGUGCAUAUUGAAGAUGUUAGAAGAGCUGUCUACAUUUACUUUUCAUCAGCCAACGAGAUGAGUAGGUCUAACGAACUGCAAAAGCAAUCUACUAUCUCCCUAUUCUAUUGGUCAUCUUGUCCUUCUGUGCGAGAAAUAAAUAUUCCAAACAUAGUCUGGGACAGUUGUGGGAUUCGAUAGAUCCCACAUUAAUACAACCACUGACAUCAAAAAACCUUUUAAACCCAAUGAGGAUGAUGCAACAGAUCAGAACAUUUAGCUUAAAAUGUUGAUAAACUUAGGCUAUUUCUUCACAUUAUAAGUGCAGCAAUGAGCACACGGCAGUAAGCUAUAAUCGCAAAUGUUCCAAAAUGCAAUUAGCGGGAAAACAUCAUUCUCCAAAGUGACCGCAAAUGUGAUUUUGCAUGUAAUGCUUUAUUAUAAAGGUGCAUUUUUAUGGUGAAAAUUAUCUUUCCCAAACUUGAAACUCACACGCCGCCUAAAUAUUCCAGUUAGGCUCUACACCGGUUGUAAAGCAGAUUAAUGUGCUUAAUUUUAAGAAGUUUUUUGGCCACUUUAGUUAUGAUACAAACCUUAUCAAAACAUGUAGGCCUAUGGGCUAGGCUACAUGAGGUGUGCGACUAUGAUUUUAAAAAGUUGCCAGAAAAGGCAUGCGCUGUUUCUUCCCUUACUGUACACAAGCUGGGCAUCAUUCACAAGUGAUAAAAAAUCAUUCACAAGUGAUAGGCUAAUAUUGUCACCCAUCAGACUAUUCUUGAUUUAGUCAAAUACAAAUUCAAAUUCAAGCUGCUUUAUUGGCAUGAAAAACAUUGCAUCAAUAUUGCCAAAGCAACAAUGUAUACAAUAUACAUUGUAAUAAAAUAAUAAAGAAUAACAAAUAAUAAUGUAAAAUGGCAGUAAAUAAUAAUAAGAAUAAAAAAAUAACAACAAUAAAAUGGUAACAGUCAAUAGUAGUCUUGUCUUUACAUAUACUAAAUAAUAUAUGUGUGAAAUUAGUUUUGAUUUAGAAUGGACCAUUAUCAUGCACCUGUCUCGGAACAUUGGAAAAAAAUACAUAAUCUAUGCACUUAAAUAGUGAACGGAGGACACUUUUCCCGUGGUUAUUUUCAUGCCAACCAGGUAGGCUUUACUCCUGUUGUAAAGCGAAGCAAUGUGCUUAAUAUUAGUCAAGUUGAGAAAUAAAUAUAGUAGGCCUAGCCUAUAGAAAGCUGAUGGGAUCCUCCUCUUUUUAAUAGAGGCCAUCAAAAUUCUGUUUUCUCACGCUAUUGCAUAGCCAACAUAAAUGUUGCGCAACAUGAGCUCAUGGGUUCUCAUGAAGUGUUUGACUUAAUUUUCGAUCACAUUUGCAUUGAUGUCAGAGGGAUUAGAUGGAGAAUAGAGUGCUGGGUACCAGGCAGUCAGCAUCAGAGCUUGGAGAAGCCUAGUUACCGUGACUAAAUGGUCACGUGGAAUAUGACUGCUGUCAUGACGCGUGACCGCCGGUGUGGUGGUAAUAAGGUCACCUUAACAGUCCUACACCCACCUGCCCGACUGGCUGCCCUGCUCGCUGUGACCUUGUGGGUAGUCAUAAUCAGUGGAGGUCAGGCAUCUCUCUCUCCCUCUCUCGCUCUCUCUCUCUCUCUCUCUCUCUCUCUCUCUCUCUCUCUCUCUCUCUCUCUCUCUCUCUCUCUCUCUCCUCCUCUCUCCUCUCUCUCCUCUCUCUCUCUCUCUCUCUCUCUCUCUCUCUGUCUGUCUGUCUAUCUGUAUCUCUGCCUCUCUGCAUUCCUGCCUGCCUGUCUGGUUGUGUGUCUGCCUGCCUGCAUUCCUGCACACUAACGUUGUUAAUGUUAGCUAGUAAACGUAGCUCACCCUGUAGGCUAGCUCAGCCUAUCCCAGCUCAGCUCUCCCUCCGCUGGGGACCCUGUAGGCGUGCUCAGCCUAUCCCAGCCCAGCUCUCCCUCCGCUGGGGACCCUAUAGGCGUGCUCAGCCUAUCCCAGCCCAGCUCUCCCUCCGCUGGGGACCCAGCCACUCCUGUGGGCUUGGACAUGACAUGCAGUGGGGUAAUGUGA